CCUCUCACUGGUCACAUGAGACUCUAAGGCUGUAGCCUGUCCUAUCGACAGUUUGGAACAACUUUGGAAAACUGAGAUUUAUUACCACGUAAACACCUAUUUUUCACCAAAUGAAACUAUGUAGAGGACUUAAUUUCGGACAGUAUGCAGAAAUCACAUUUGGGAGUAGCUGGGACGGUUUUCGAGUCCAGCGGUUGAAGAAAAGCGAUCAUCAGACGAAGUUUCUGUAGGGGAAAAAAGUUGAGUGCAACUCGUCUGUCUGAGGUUUGUGGGACGGGCCGUCUGGCUGGCUGGAUGCGUGUUUUCAGCGCCGAGGAGUUUGGAAAUUCACGAAGGAAACUAACAUAACUAUUUCAUUUGAUGGUGCAGGAUUAUAAUGUUUUGACAGUUUAUUAAAUAACGAAUUACACAAAACACUAUAAGAACUUUCAAAAUUAAAAUCCACAAAAACAAAUUAAACUACAAAGAAUAUCCGUUCUUUGUAGUCAGUUUAGGGGGUCGUCUUCCAUUUAACUCUGAACCAUUUCUCGUUUUGGAAUCAUUCGUUAUCAUUCAUAAUUAACUGUUCAGUUGUUUUAAUUGGACGCAUCACCUCUGGAAGGCAACAUGGACGCGCGACAGGGUCAGUGCGCGCCCCCGGUGGGGCAGCAGAUCGUGCACGUCCGCGGGGACUCCCAGACGGAUCUGGAGGCUCUGUUUAACUCCGUGAUGAACCCUAAAACCUCCGCCCUGCCCCCCUCCUCUCUGCCUAUGAGGAUGAGGAAACUUCCAGACUCCUUCUUCAGACAGCCGGAUCCCCGAUCACACUCCAGACAGGCCAGUUCAGAUGGGACCAUCGUUGGGUCUCUGACACCUCAUCAUGUGCGUGCCCACUCCUCUCCCGCCUCGCUCCCCAUCAAUGCCCUUUCUGCCCCAGCAACCAGUGCCAUGGCAACACAGCCGCUCCCUGACGACGUGCCCCUCCCUCCGGGCUGGGAGAUGACCAAGACUCCCUCAGGACAGUGCUACUUCCUCAAUCACCUGGACCAGACGACCACAUGGCAUGACCCCCGUCUCUCCCAUCUCCAGACCAACGCAGCGGCCCACCUGCUCUCUGCUCCCCCGCCACACACACACACCCUCGCACACCCUGCACCCAACACACACACACAGAGUAACACCAGCUCCAACACAGGCCCCCUCCCAGAGGGUUGGGAACAGGCAGUGACUCCUGAAGGAGAGGUCUACUACAUCAACCACAUCACCAAGACCACCUCCUGGUUAGACCCACACCUAGUCCAGAGUGCUGUAGCCCAGGUGAAGCCCUCAACCCUGACUUCUGAUCCGGUUGGCAUUGCGACAGUGGUAACCAAGCGCAGGCAGCAGCUGCAGGUGGAGAAGGACAGGCUGAGGCGGAAACAACAGGACCUGGCCCGUCCAAUCAGAGUACAGUGUAACCCGUGUCAGGAUGUGGCGGUGAGGAGCGGACUGGAGCAUGAUGGGAAAAUGAGGAACAACCAUGUAGACCCCGCCCUCAACGGGGCCCACUCCCGUAACCAGAGUACUGACAGUGGUCUGAGUGUCAGCAGCUUCACACGGACACCUGAUGACCUGCUGAACACUGUGGAACUCAUGGAUACAGGUGACUCUGGAGCAGGCCAGCCAAUGGCAUUCCUGGAGGCAGGCCCAGGGGUGUGCAUGGCUACCGAUGGGGAGGAGCUAAUGCCCAGCAUCCAGGAAGCCCUGAGCUCAGACCUCCUGAGUGACAUGGAUACUGUUCUCUGGUUAUAGACACACACUAUAGAUACACACACACUAUAGUCACACACACACAUACACUCUAGACACACGCACACACAAUAUAGACACACCUACCUGGCUAUAGACUCUACACAACAGUAGUACAUAAUGAACUGACUUGAUGGGUUAUAGACUACACAACAGGGAACGAGACUCAGACUCUGCCCCUCCACUUCCUCUCCUGUCUGUUACCUGUCUUCCUUGAACUUAGCUGGCCACUGAUUGGCUGGUUUCCCAGGAUGUAACCCAGUAGACACUGUGGCCCUUGACGACAGGAGAUAUAGCGAUACAUGAUGUGGUACUGAGGAGACACUGUGGCCCUUGACGACAGGAGAUAGAGCGAUACAUGAUGUGGUACUGAGGAGACACUGUGGCCCUUGACGACAGGAGAUAGGGAGAUACAUUAUGUGGUACUGAGGAAUGUGGCUAGUGUUUUCUUCCUCGAUCUCUCCCUCUCUCCUCCCUCUCUCCUUCCCCCUCUCCUCUCCCUCCUCCUUUCUCCCUCCCUCCUUCCCUUUCCCAGGAGAGAGAAUCUUCAGUUUGCCUUUCAUCCCUGUAUACCUCACACCUGCCUUCCCAUAAGUAUGUAUCUUUGUUAGUUAUGCCCACAUAUAUCAACAAACAAUCUUCUUUAUAAGUGGUACAAUUUCUCAACAACGUGUUGUUUAACUUGCAGGCUGCUAAAUUGUGAGGCACGAGAGAUUAACAGAAUAUUCCUCCACAUCAGCAGUUGUAAUAGAAUUGACCAGUUAUAACGUCCAUCCAGAACCUUCCUAAAGUAUUCACACCCCUUGACUUAUUCCACAUUUUGUCGUGUUGCCAUGUGGGAUUAAAAUGGAUCUACACAACAUACUCAGUAAUGUCAAAGUGGAAGAUUUUGACAUUAGGUACAUUUGAAGUUGGAAGUUUACAUACACUUAGGUUGGAGUCAUUAAAACUAGUUUACAUACACUUAGGUUGGAGUCAUUAAAACUAGUUUACAUACACUUAGGUUGGAGUCAUUAAAACUAGUCUACAUACACUGAUGUUGGAGUCAUUAAAACUAGUCUACAUACACUUAGGUUGGAGUCAUUAAAACUAGUCUACAUACACUUAGGUUGGAGUCAUUAAAACUAGUUUACAUACACUUAGGUUGGAGUCAUUAAAACUAGUUUACAUACACUCAGGUUGGAGUCAUUAAAACUAGUCUACAUACACUUAGGUUGGAGUCAUUAAAACUAGUCUACAUACACUUAGGUUGGAGUCAUUAAAACUAGUUUACAUACACUCAGGUUGGAGUCAUUAAAACUAGUUUACAUACACUCAGGUUGGAGUCAUUAAAACUAGUUUACAUACACUCAGGUUGGAGUCAUUAAAACUAGUCUACAUACACUUAGGUUGGAGUCAUUAAAACUAGUUUACAUACACUUAGGUUGGAGUCAUUAAAACUAGUUAACAUACACUUAGGUUGGAGUCAUUAAAACUUGUUUUUCAACUACUCCACAAAUUUCUUUUUAACAAACUAUAGUUUUGGCAAGUCGGUUAGGACAUCUACUUUGUGCAUGACACAAGUAAUUUUUCCAACAAUUGCUUACAGACAGAUUAUUUCACUUAUAAUUCACUGUGUCACAAUUCCAGUGGGUCAGAAGUUUGCAUACACUAAGUUGACUGUGCCUUUAAACAGCUUGGAAAAUUCCAGAAAAAUGAUGUCAUGGCUUUUGAAUCUUCUGAUAGGCUAAUUGACAUCAUUUGAAUCAAUUGGAGAGCUUCUGAUUGGAGGUGUACCUGUGGAUGUAUUUCAAGGCCUACCUUCAAACUCAGUGCCUCUUUGCUUGACAUCAUGGGAAAAUUAAAAUAAAUCAGCCAAGACCUCAGAAAAAAAAUUGUAGACCUUCACAAGUCUGGUUCAUCCUUGGGAGCAAUUUCCAAACGCCUGAAGGUACCACAUUCAUCUGUACAAACAAUAGUACACAAGUAUAAACACCAUGGGACCACGCAGCCAUCAUAUCGCUCAGGAAGGAGACGCGUUCUGUCUCCUAGAGAUUAAUGUACUUUGGUGCAAAAUGUGCAAAUCAAUCCCAGAACAACAGCAAAGGACCUUGUGAAGAUGCUGGAGGAAACAGGUACAAAGUAUCUAUCCACAGUAAAAUGAGUCCUAUGGACAAGUUUUCCUCUAGAACUUUGCCUGUGCUUAGCUCUAUUCUGUUUCAUUUACCUUAAAAAAAACUCCCUAGUCCUUGCCGAUGACAAGCAUACCCAUAACAUGAUGCAGCCACCGCCAUGCUUGAAAAUAUUAAGUGCUGGAUUUACCCCAAACAUAACACUUUGUAUUCAGGACUUAAGGUUAAUUUCUUUGCCAUAUUUAUAUUUAUAGUUUUACAUUAGUGCCUUACAGGAUGCAUGUUUGGAAUAUUUUUAUUCUGUACAGGCUUCCUUCCUUUCACUUUGUCAUUUAUGUUAAUAUUGUGGAGUAACUACAAUUGUUGAUCCAUCUUCAGUCAGGGACAUCCAUCCUCCUAUCACAGCUAUUAAACUCUAAUUGUUUUAAAGUCACCAUUGGCCUCAUGGUGAAAUCUCUGAGUGCUUUGCUCCCUCUCUGGCAACUGAGUUCAGAAGGGCGCCUGUAUCUUUGUAGUGACUGGAUGUAUUGAUACACCAUCCAAAAUGUAAUUAAUAACUUCACCAUGCUUUUUUAAAUUUGGGGCGGCAGGGUAGCCUAGUGGUUAGAGUGUUGGACUAGUAACCGAAAGGUUGCAAGUUCAAAUCCCCGAGCUGACAAGGUACAAAUCUGUUGUUCUGCCCCUGAACAGGCAGUUAACCCACUGUUCCUAGGCCGUCAUUGAAAAUAAGAAUUUGUUCUUAACUGACUUGCCUAGUAAAAUAGUUUUUUUUGUUUUUUUUGUUACCCAUCUACCAAUAGGAGCCCUUCUAUGCGAGGCACUGGAAAACCUCCCUGGUCUUUGUGGUUAAAUCUGUGUUUGAAAUUCACUGCUCGACUGAGGGACUUUACAAAUAACUGUGUGUGAGGUACAGAGAUGGGCUAGUCAUUUACAAAUCAUGUUAAACACUAUUAUUGUACACAGAGUGAGUCCAUGCAACUUAUUUUGUGACUUGUUAAGAACAUUUUUAAUACUGAACAUAUGUAGGCUUGCCAUAACAAAAGGGUUGAAUACUUAUUGACCUUUCAGCUUUUUAUUUUGUAUUAAUUUGUAAAACAUGCUAAAAACAUAAUUCCACUUUGAUGUUAUGGGAUAUUGUGUGUAGACCAGUGACAAAACAUUACAUUUUAAUCCAUUUAGAAUUCAGUCUGUAAAACAAGAAAAUGUGGAGAAAGUCAAGAGGUGUCAAUACUUGUAUGUAUUUGUAUGUAGCUAUAAUAAUGGGACAGAAUGUUACAUCAGUCUGGGACAGUUAGGCUGCGUUUACACAGGCAGCCCAGUUCUGAUACUUUUUCCACUAAUUGGUCUUUUGACCAAUCACACCUGAUGUUAUCAUAGAUCUUUUUCAGAGAUGAUCUGAUUGGUCAAAAGACCAAUUAGUGAGAAAAAAAAUAUCAGAAAUGGGCUGCCUGUGUAAACACUGCCUUAACACACAACCCUACAGAACACACACACACCAUGUAAAUUAAAGCAAACCUAUUAUGCAUGAUGCUAUGUGUUUUAUAAUACAGUAUUGAUGCUAGGUGUUUUAUAAUACAGUAUUGAUGCUAGGUGUAUGGAACUCUAUUUCCUGUCUGUUGUUCUGUUUCUCUGCCUGUAGUCUGUCCAUAGUAUGUCUGUCCAUCGUAUGUUUGUCUGUCUAGUCUGUCUGUCUGUCUGUCUGCCUGUAGUCUGUCCAUAGUAUGUCUGUCCAUCGUAUGUUUGUCUGUCUAGUCUGUCUGUCUGUCUGUCUGCCUGUAGUCUGUCCAUCGUAUGUUUGUCUGUCUAGUCUGUCUGUCUGCCUGUAGUCUGUGUAUCACCUUAGAACAACUCAAUAAUAACUGAUACUCAGAACUAUUAUUUAGUAUUUUGAUCAUGUUUAUAUAUGCAUGUGUUUUCAAAUGCAGUUCAUCUUUAUAUUUGUGUAAUCAUUUUUAAACCAAGCUAUAGUAGAAUAAACUUUGACAAUCUG
This is a messenger RNA of Oncorhynchus nerka (sockeye salmon), 5868 nucleotides long. RefSeq names its product transcriptional coactivator YAP1-like. NCBI's taxonomy places the organism in Eukaryota, Metazoa, Chordata, Actinopteri, Salmoniformes, Salmonidae. Gene Ontology annotation, molecular function: transcription coactivator activity; protein binding. Bases 607 to 1770 code for a protein of 387 amino acids. Gene Ontology annotation, cellular component: cytoplasm; nucleus. Gene Ontology annotation, biological process: hippo signaling; positive regulation of transcription by RNA polymerase II. The record is from RefSeq and is a predicted model, not a curated record. The transcript is spliced from 8 exons.